This is a messenger RNA of Perkinsus marinus ATCC 50983, 1125 nucleotides long. RefSeq names its product lectin-domain protein, putative. The record is from RefSeq and is a predicted model, not a curated record. Gene Ontology annotation, cellular component: Golgi membrane; COPII-coated ER to Golgi transport vesicle; endoplasmic reticulum membrane. Gene Ontology annotation, biological process: Golgi organization; endoplasmic reticulum to Golgi vesicle-mediated transport; endoplasmic reticulum organization. The transcript has 13 exons. NCBI's taxonomy places the organism in Eukaryota, Perkinsozoa, Perkinsida, Perkinsidae. The coding region runs from base 1 to 1125 and encodes 374 amino acids. Gene Ontology annotation, molecular function: D-mannose binding.
AUGAACGGUGCCACAGUCGCUACGGAUGAUCAUGUUAUACUCAAUCCUAGUAUCGCCCAAAGAUACGGUAUAUUCAUGCACACUAUGCCUAUAGAAACCACCGACUUCGAAAUCCUAUUCGAUCUCUCGGUAACUGAUGGUCCAUCUGGAAGUCGCGACUCGGGUUUCGCUUUAUGGUUUACUACGAUGAACUAUACUGCUGAAUUUUCGAAGAUUCGUGACGAACUACAAAAAGGUGACAAUAAGAAAGAUUGGAGGGCAGCCUUCAACGCACUUGAUUAUUCCCUUCUCGGCCAGAAGUCACGUUUCGAUGGCUUUGGUAUCGUUUUUACUCCUAAAGGCGCCUCAGGAGAUGAAUACACAGUUUCGGUAAUCACCAAUAGGAACGACCAGACGAUAUCCUUCGACCGGGAUAUACCAGAUCGUGCCUCCUCAGCUAGGGUUAACCUACAUGCCAAUGGUGCACCUGUUAGAAUUGGCAUUCGUGUUCGUCCGGAUCUCAUUAUGGUUCGUUAUCGUGAUGGGAAUAGACAUUGGAGUGACCUCACCACAAAGAGAGGUGUAUCAUUGCCGUCAUCUGGUUAUAUUGGCUUUACGUCGUGGAGUGGACAAACUCUCCCCACUGAGAAGGUGUCUAUCAUCGAUAUGCAUGUGUACAACAUGGAUAUGCAUAAAGCAGGAGAGACCUUAUCACAGGAAGUAGUUGAUGAGCUUUCUGAUGGUGGCAAGAUCGAUUGGCAAGAACUACUGACGAAGGACAUUGGUGAGGAUACCUUUCAACAGACUUUGGCUCUCCAGAAGGUCACUGAGAUACUCCUCAACUACAUACAGACAACCCAGCCAGAACUGGCUAAGGUCCAUGCUCAGCUCGAUGGUUGGUUAAAGGAGAUGCUCACGCGGGAAUCCGGCGAUCAUAAGGACCGUGUUGAGAAGGUUAGAGAGCAGUUAACCAAGGUUGAUGGUAAUGAUGGACGUUCGCUGAUAAGUGAUGAUUUGGAAGAUUCCAUCAGCAGUUCGCAUAGUUUAGCGAAUAAGCUCUUUAUGCUUUGUAUCAUAGUAGUUGUCGUCGGUGGUUUGUAUGUUUGGCGACAAUUACAAGUCGUGGAGAAAAAGCAUCUUUUCUAA